AUGGGAAAUUUUACAGCAGUCUCUGACUUCAUUCUUCUUGGAUUGACAGAUGACCCUCAGUGGCAGGUUGUGCUUUUGCUCUUUCUCCUUGUCACCUACCUACUCAGUGUGACAGGAAACCUGACCAUCAUCAUCCUCACCCUCUCAGAUCCCCAUCUGCAGACACCCAUGUAUUUCCUUCUUCAGAGCUUAUCAUUCCUAGAAAUAGCAUUCACAUCUGCCUCCACUCCCAGAUUCCUUGUCACCAUCACAACAGGAAACAGAAGCAUUUCUUACAAUGAUUGCAUGGCCCAGCUAUUUUUUGUCAUAUUCUUAGGAGUGACAGAAUUUUACCUCCUGACAGCAAUGUCCUAUGAUCGGUACGUGGCCAUCUGCAAACCCCUCCAUUACACAACCAUCAUGAGCAACAAGGUCUGUAUGCUUCUGGUCUUCAGUUGCUGGCUUGCAGGAUUCCUCAUUGUCUUUCCUCCAGUCAUCCUUCUGAUACAAUUAGAUUUUUGUGCCUCCAACAUUAUUGACCAUUUUUUCUGUGACUCUUCUCCACUUCUGCAACUUUCUUGCACAAACACCCACUUUCUAGAACUCAUGAUACUCUCUUUAGCAGUGGUAACACUCAUGGUCACCUUGACACUAGUAAUUCUCUCCUAUUCAAAUAUCAUCCAGACCAUUCUGAGAAUUCCUUCUACCAGCCAAAGGAAGAAAGCCUUUUCCACUUGCUCCUCCCAUAUGAUCGUUGUGUCCCUCUCUUAUGGCAGCUGCAUCUUCAUGUACAUUAAGCCUUCAGCAAAGGAGAGGGUGACUUUGAGCAAAGGAAUAGCUGUGCUCUACACCUCUGUGACUCCUUUCUUAAACCCCUUCAUCUACACACUACGCAAUCAGCAAGUGAAGCAAGCCUUCAAGAGCAUGGUCGACAGGAUGGUCUUUUCUUCAAUAGAUUAUGAACACCCGGCACAAAACUUGGGACUGAAGUCACUGCAGAGCUACAGCUCCGGAUACCCGGCCACGAGGUUCUCCCGAGAUUCACCUGGACACCAAGCGCCUGUGUCUGGCAGAGCCGGUGUGAGACGAAGAUACAGUAUUUUUCCAGCCGCCUAG
This is a messenger RNA of Perognathus longimembris pacificus (Pacific pocket mouse), 1095 nucleotides long. RefSeq names its product olfactory receptor 6C75-like. Gene Ontology annotation, biological process: G protein-coupled receptor signaling pathway. Gene Ontology annotation, molecular function: G protein-coupled receptor activity; olfactory receptor activity. The record is from RefSeq and is a predicted model, not a curated record. The transcript has 2 exons. Lineage: Eukaryota; Metazoa; Chordata; Mammalia; Rodentia; Heteromyidae. The coding region runs from base 1 to 1095 and encodes 364 amino acids. Gene Ontology annotation, cellular component: membrane.